CGGCAAUCUUGUUACUGGGCCGGGUACUCUUUGCUAUUAGUCACAAACCAGUGAAUGCUCCCUAUUAGACGUCAAUUAUCUCGUCAACUUUUUCACUCUACCAUCAGAUUAUCCAAAGCCGCCAUGCACGUCAAAGCCAUCCCUAUGAGAUGGGGAACAGGAGAUAAUUAUGCUUACCUUCUUAUUGAUACUCCAACUAAACACGCAUGGUUAAUUGAUCCAGCUGAACCCGAGGAAGUUCAAGCUUAUCUCUCGCAAGUUAAGAAUGAUUUUGAAUUGAAGGCCAUUGUCAAUACCCAUCAUCAUAAUGAUCAUUCAGGUGGUAACAGGGCAUUCCAUAGCAAGUACCCGGACCUCCCGGUUAUUGGUGGCAAGGAUUCUCCAUUAGUAACAUAUACACCAACUCAUGAAGAGGUAAUUGACUUGGGGGAUAAUCUUUCUAUUACAGCCUUGCAUACCCCUUGUCAUACCCAAGACUCCAUUUGUUAUUUCGUGCAAGAUCUGAGUACAGGUGAAAAGGGUGUCUUCACCGGUGAUACUCUUUUUGUCAGUGGAUGUGGUCGUUUCUUUGAAGGCACAGGUGCUGAAAUGAACCAUUCAUUGAACAAGAUUCUUGCCAAACUCCCAGCUUCGACCAAGACGUAUCCUGGUCAUGAGUACACCAAAUCAAAUGUUAAAUUUUCUCGUACAGUGUUACAAAAUGAAGAUAUUGCAAGAUUAGAGAAGUACCUCUCUGAGAACGAGAAAACUACUGGGGUAUUCACAAUUGGUGAUGAAUUGAAAUUUAAUCCCUUCAUGCGUCUCUCGGAUCCUCAAAUUCUCAAGGUAACUGGUCUUGAGGAUGCCGACUCUAUAAUGGAUAAAUUGAGAGAAUUAAAGGACAAAGCUUGAGUAUUUGAAAUCAUUUACAUUAUCUCUAAAUAGAGAAAUAAUUGGGGAAUGACUUA
[Candida] anglica is the source of this 947-nucleotide messenger RNA. The record is from the annotation of a GenBank genome assembly. NCBI's taxonomy places the organism in Eukaryota, Fungi, Ascomycota, Pichiomycetes, Serinales, Debaryomycetaceae.